This is a messenger RNA of Salmo salar (Atlantic salmon), 1344 nucleotides long. Lineage: Eukaryota; Metazoa; Chordata; Actinopteri; Salmoniformes; Salmonidae. The record is from RefSeq and is a predicted model, not a curated record.
AUGGCUGUUCAAAAAGGUUAUAAAGUAUCCAUGUCAGCUGAACAAGCUACAGAGUCCCACUCGUACGAGGUCAAACUUCCCGGAGAGGUCAGGGCCAGCAUUCAGGCAGGACAUCAGAUGGUGUACACCAUUGGCACAGAGGACAGCCACGUUGUAAAAACCCUUAGCGAGUUGGAUAACUCUGCGGCUACUGUCCAAAAAGAGAGGGUCACCCACCAGGCUGCAGUUCUGCAGUCACAUGAUGUACAAGAGAGACUGUCUAUGCGUGUCACCCUUUCACCUCAAGUUUCAGUAGUUCCUACGAAACAGCUCCGUACAACUGCCUUUCAUACAUCUGCUGUUCAGGAGAGCCCAAAGCUCACAAACCAGCACUGUGACUAUAUCCAAAGCCCAGAAGUCAUAUCUUCAAAAGAGAAGCAUUCAAAAUUAAUGUCUGCCUCUUCUGAGGAGAUAACCACCUUGGCGAGUGUAAGCACAGAGAUAUCAGGUGACAAGAAUACAGAUAAAGUAAAGCCAACCUCCGAGCCAAAACAUCUUGUCAGUAGUCAUCAAGUUGAAUCCCAACUGUCUAUUUUAAAAGAACGAUCUCAAGAAAUUCUCAAGCCACAGGAGGGGAAAAGUAAUAAAGUCAAAGAAGGCGUUAAGAUAUUGUAUUCCGCUAUGUCAACUGAAAAACAGAUGAUUCCUGAGGGACAUACAACAGAUGUGCCCUCUGCUGAUUCUGCUCUUAAAUCUUCAGUGACAAAACAAUCGUUCAAACCAAUUCUCGCCUUAGUUUCGGAGACUAAACAAGCAUUAACAAAAGAGACUAAAUUCACCAUGCAGAGACCGGAUGCAGAGAAGGCUCUCCUUCGUAAGGAUUAUGUUAUGAAAUCUGCACUGACAGCUGAGGAGAAGCAGAUGUUACAAGCGGAACACACAGAACAAGUGCAGAGUUUAGAAAGUGCUAUCUCAAUAUAUUCUCAGGUAGAAGGUGAACAGGUACUGCAUUUGGAGAUAAUAAGAGAUCAGGAUAUCCUACCAUCUGAGGAACCCUUUACUUGUGAGAAACCAGCUGUAGAACAAGCAGGUGCCAGGAAAAGCCCUACUCUUUUACAUACAGUAACCCACAAUGAACGGAGAUCUGUAACUUGCGAAGAUACCACUGAGUUUGAGGCCAAGAGAGACAUAAUGACCAUUCAGCCCCAAAAACAAACCCCUACCCCAUUACAUCUUCAAUCAGUUCAUCCAGAAGGUGCCUUAACCAAAGAGGGAAUUAUUACCAUUGAAAAUCCAGACCAACAGACAGAAGCAGAAGAAAGACAGAAAACAUGCAGCAACCUCAGAGGAAAAAACGGAGCUUAG